GUGGCCGCGAUCCCUGCUCCGGGUCCCUGCAAUGCCCCCGGAUCUGGCUUCUUGUCCGCCUCGUCCCGCCGCGGCGCUGGCGUGGCCUCGUUGCCUGGCAGCAGCUUCCGAGUCUGGUACACGGGCACGUUUCCAGCCCUCUGCACCAAGCGACCGUCUAGGACAGAUUCUCAGCGCUCCCAUCUCUCCUCGUUCACCAUGAAGCUGAUAGACAAGUUUCAUUCACCAAAAAUAAAGCGGACGCCGUCAAAGAAAGGCAAACAGGCUGAGCCGCCGGUGAAAACGCCAGAGAAGACCGUGAACAAAAAUGUAUUUUGGUUAGACGAGAAGGAGAAAGAGGUUGUAAGUGCCCUGCGCUAUUUUAAGACGAUAGUGGAUAAAAUGGCGAUUGACAAGAAAGUGCUGGAGAUGCUGCCAGGCUCGGCAAGUAAAGUGUUGGAGGCCAUCUUGCCCCUGGUACAGAUGGAUCAGCGAAUUCAAAAAAGUUCUGCUAUCUCUUCCUGCUAUAACCGUGUCUACCAGAGUCUGGCCAAUCUGAUUCGUUGGUCUGAUCAGGUAAUGCUGGAAGGUGUGAACUCGGAGGACAAAGAGGUGGUGACCACGGUUAAAGAUGUCAUAAAAGCUGUUCUGGAUGGAGUCAAGGAGCUGGUUAAACUCAUGAAAGAGAAGCAGGACCAUCCCUCUCCCACAAGCCCAGUUAAAACAAGUUUGCCAACGUGUAAAUCUGACAGUGCAUCAGAGCUUCCCCUGACAGACCGAGAGAUGGAAAUUCUCAACAAGACAACUGGUCUGACUCAGUCUACAGAGAUACUGACUGACUCCAUGGAUGAAGAGGUUGCCCCUCCCAAACCCCCUCUACCCUGCAUUCGUGUGGCAGAAAACAGCCCUCCUCCAGCAUUGCCCCCUAAAAAAAGGCAGUCGGCACCUUCCCCUACCAGAGUGGCAGUAGUAGCACCAAUGAGUCGAGCCACUAGUGGAUCCAGUCUGCCUAUUGGAAUCAACAGACAGGAUUUUGAUGUUGACUGUUACGCCCAGAGGAGGCUGUCAGGAGGCAGCCACUCCUAUGGAGGGGAGUCCCCUCGUCUCUCACCGUGCAAUAGUAUUGGCAAACUCAGCAAGUCGGAUGAGCAGCUUUCCUCGCUGGACCGCGACAGUGGGCAGUGCUCCCGCAACACAAGCUGUGAAACAUUAGAUCACUCGGAUCACUAUGACCCGGACUAUGAAUUCCUGCAGCAGGAUCUCUCCAACACUGACCAGAUACCUCAGCAGGGGCCAAGUAUCCUCAGCCCGUUGCCAGAGUCCUUGGGCGAGUCUGGCUCCCCCUUUCAUGGACAUAGUUUCCAGACCCCCCAGGGCAGCUCUCCCCAGCCGGAGCACUGCAGCACAUUGGUAGCAACGCAGUCCACAGAGACUCCCCCAGCUUUGCCAGAAAAGAAGAGGAGGAGUGCAGCUUCUCAGACUUCAGAUAACACGGGCUGCAGGGUCUCAUAUGAGAGGCACCCUUCGCAGUACGAUAAUAUCUCAGAGGAUGACACGCAGAACCCCGGGGCUCUCCCAUCGAUACCCUUCCCACCAUUUGCUGCUGUCUUGCCCUUCCAGCAAGGGAGCUCUUCAGCACCGAUUGAAUUCAUUACUACUUUUGCUGCUCCGGACUCUACGGGUGAUGCAGAGAAACCACCCCCUCUUCCAGAGAAGAAGAACAAACACAUGAUGGCCUACAUGCAGUUUGUGGAAGACUACUCGGAGCCACAGCCAUCCAUGUUCUACCAAACGCCCCAGAACGAACACAUCUACCAGCAGAAAAACAAGCACCUCAUGGAAGUCUAUGGCUUCAACGACUCGUUCAUCAGCAUAGACUCGGCCCAAGAUCUGGCACCUCCCCCUGCUCUCCCACCUAAACAGCGACAGCUGCAGGCCUCCUAUGCUGCCUCUUCUUUCCCUUCUGUCUCCUACUGUGUCCAGCAAACUAAAGUGCCCUUCCUGCCCGAGGACAUCAGUGCCACUCAGGGCCUCAGUAUGUCAGUCUCUAACUCCUUUCUCAACCGGCACAGCUCCUUUCCUGUGCAUUCGUACAAAUCUGUGUUUAGGUCCUACUCGCAGGACUUUGUGCCUCACAACCAAGCUUCCAUCCCUCCUUUUCUUUCUUCUACCUCCUCCUGCGUCUCCACCACCCCACCUUUUCCACCUGUCCAUCCAUCUCAGAGCCCUGACCUAGCGGUGCCAACCACAGCCAGCCAGUCACCAAGCACUGUGGAUGUGCCAAACUCCUCUUCUCAGGAGAGCAGCUUUAACGGGAAUGCUCCUGUCUGCCUUCCUUCUGAAACCUCUUUCACUGAUUCUCUCCAGACGUCUUCGAGUGAAAACGCCAGUGAGGAUGCUGGUGAGGGUGAAUACGUCAAUCUGUAUUCCUCUGGCCAAAGCAACGGGGAACUCCCUCUCUCUGAAGGAGAAUCUCCUGCUGUCAAAGACGGCCACUCCAAAGACUCCACUUCAAAUAGCAGUGCCACUGGGAAGGAAAGCCGAGACGGUGGUGAGAGGCAGCAGAUGUCACCAGAUGCCUUGGAAUCGUCAGAGUUGGAGGAGGAGGUAGAUGAGCUGUCCCUGAUUGACCACAAUGAAAUUAUGGCAAGGCUAACACUGAAGCAGGAGGGCGACGAUGGGCCAGAUGUUCGUGGGGGGUCCGGGGAUAUCUUGCUAGUACAUGCAACUGAGACCGACCGGAAAGAUCUGGUGCUGUACUGUGAAGCCUUUUUGACAACCUACAGGACAUUCAUUACCCCUGAAGAGCUCAUCAAGAAGCUCCAGUACAGAUAUGAGAAAUUCUGUCACUUCCCGGACACGUUUAAGAAGCGCGUCAGCAAGAACACGUUCUUCGUGCUGGUGCGAGUGGUGGAUGAGCUGUGUUUAGUGGAGUUGACAGAAGAGAUUCUGAAGCUGCUGAUGGAACUGGUGUUCCGGUUAGUCUGCAACGGGGAGCUCAGCCUCGCUAGGGUGUUACGGAAAAAUAUUCUGGACAAGGUCGACCAGAAGAAAAUGCUGAGAUACGCCAACUCCAUCAAACCCCUCGCGGCCCGAGGGGUGGCUGCCAGGCCAGGAACCCUGCAUGAUUUCCAUAGUCACGAAAUAGCUGAGCAGCUGACUCUCCUGGAUGCCGAGCUCUUCUAUAAAAUAGAGAUCCCAGAAGUUUUGCUUUGGGCAAAAGAGCAAAAUGAAGAGAAGAGUCCCAACCUGACACAGUUCACUGAGCACUUUAAUAACAUGUCCUACUGGGUCCGUUCAAUCAUUAUGCUCCAGGAGAAAGCGCAAGACAGAGAGAGGCUGCUCCUUAAAUUUAUCAAGAUUAUGAAGCACUUAAGGAAGCUGAAUAAUUUUAACUCCUACCUGGCCAUUCUUUCUGCACUGGAUUCGGCACCCAUCCGACGGCUGGAGUGGCAGAAGCAGACCUCAGAGGGCCUGGCUGAGUACUGUACACUGAUCGACAGCUCUUCAUCCUUCCGUGCCUACCGAGCAGCUCUGGCAGAGGUGGAGCCUCCCUGUAUACCAUACCUUGGUCUCAUUCUCCAGGACCUGACUUUUGUUCAUCUGGGGAACCCAGACUACAUCGAUGGCAAAGUGAACUUCUCCAAACGCUGGCAGCAGUUUAACAUUCUGGACAGCAUGAGGUGCUUCCAGCAAGUACAUUAUGACAUCAAAAGAAAUGACGACAUAGUCUCAUUCUUCAACGAUUUCAGUGACCAUCUGGCCGAGGAGGCCUUGUGGGAACUGUCUCUGAAAAUCAAGCCUCGGAAUAUAACAAGGCGAAAAACAGACAGGGAAGAGAAGACCUAGGAGGAGGAGAACGUGUGAGUGAGCACUGCUGCACAGAGGGCAGCUCUGAGACCAGAGCAACAAACUCGUACCUGUUACUGGAUGUCGCACUCUCCCUCCCAGUUGACAGCAGCUGCUGGCUUUUCUGGGCCUGUGAAGGCUGGGGUCGCUCAACGGAAGAGCUGGGAAUGUGUAUGGAUGCCAUCUUUCGUUAGACAGCAGAAGCCCAGAGGCCCCAGAGCUCAUUUCACUCUCCUUCUUCCACCCCUUGUCCCUCUGUGCCAUGAAUCAGCUUUAAACCGGGGAAGAGAGAGCCUGGGAAGGAGAAUCUCUGUAAGCACGUUUUUCCAGCUCCAGUCUGCAAAUGCAGGGAGGGGCAGCUCAGCGUCCGCCAGCACCUUGUCUGCUGAUCUCGAUUCAGCAGCCGGCAUGAACCGGGAAUGCUCGCUGCCUUCCCAUCCAGCUCUCCUGUGCAGUGCCAUCUCCAAUCACGUUUUCCCUAGGGGCAGGGGCAGGUGAAGAGAGCCUCCCCCUCUGCCCCAGAGGAGUGCCAGUUUGAAAGAGCUCGCUUGUGUUUACAGGGGCUGGCAAAUCUAAGUGCCCCAGAUCUCCCCGGCCUUCCUGAUGGAGGGAAGGCCGCCUCCACAGACACAGCAGAGGCACUGAAGACAUGGGGAAGGGGGCUGCUGUCUCCAGUCAUGGCAUGCUCCCCUCUUGAAUCUCAUUAUUUAAAUGACAGUAAUCCCUCCAAUCCCUGGAAGCAAUGACUAGCCAAGGUACUGUGGGUCACUGUCUUGUAGACGUGUAUCUCUUAGCAAUGGUACUGGCUAUUGCACCGUAAAUACUGUAGUAUAUGAGACUGGCCAUUUGUAUAUACUAGUAUUUAGGUUCCAUUGGAGGUUUUUUCAUGCAUGUCUGAAUGCCAGUGGGUUUAAAGGAAAAAAGAAAAUGUGCAGAAUGCCGUGCAUAAAAUCCACAACUCGUGAAUAAUGUUGUUCCACGUGCUGGUAUAAUGGAGGCCUGGGGCAGCUGUGUCUGGAACAGAGUGCACAGAAAGGCACCUAGACCCUGGCAGAAGGGCUAGCAGGUGUGUUCCCCGGAGUCCUUAAUGCCGAGGUGGAAAGGAAAAGGCUUUAGCUCGACGCUAAGACUGAUCAUCCUUUCCCCCCAGCCUUGUUGUCGUCCCCCUCUUCGUACCCCCUGGUGCUGCAUUUUGUGAUCUCGAUAGUAGAAAAGCUGCAGGAGCUCAUUGCAGUUGGCAAAGCCAAGUUGCCCAGCCUAGCCAAGUCCCAAAUGACUGGGGCCCAGACACCCCCACAUGUCAUGGAAGGGGGAAGGGUCCACAUUUACUUUCACAUGCCACGUUAACCCCAGUCUGUUCCAUGUGCCUUAUUCAAUCCCUUGGUCCCCUCUCCCCAUCUUCACGCCUCUGGAGGAUGUGUCCUUAUCACCAAUGCAGCUAGGCUUGACCAGUCAGACCCUCCCCCUUCCCAUUCGUUUGUCCUCCAUCAAUUGUUUACAGUGUUGGUCGUGUUUUCAGGUGUCUGUUGUAGAUUUUAAUUGGCCUGACAAGGCCCUGUUCUGGAACCACAGUGUGCAAGUCACUUGACAGUGAUCAUGUGUAUUUUUGUGGGGGGGAGGGGGGGGUUGGGUUGGGGGUUUUUUUGUUGUAGAGGAUUUGAACAGAACCUUGCUGUCUUAGGGCUAUAAAUCCUAAGAGGUUUUACCUGGGAAUUUUCCCCACAAGCAUCCUUUAACUUAUUUCUCACUAGCAGUUUGGUGUUUGCUACACCUGUCAUUUGUCUAAGUCAGAGCUAUAAGCACUUCCUUCUGCAAACCGAUUGCAAAGUCUUUCCUGAUCUGUGUUGUGGCAGCUUUGAGUGACAAUCUGCAUGGCCCAAGAUGGGACGACACCCCUCAGUAUUCAGUUGAAGGGUAGUUUUUUGUUGGGGUUUUUUUUAAACUGUGUAUUUCCUUUUUGUUUUCAAUGAAUAUAUCUAAGCAGAAAACAGGACUUGUCUGCACCCAGACUGGCACCAUUUUCACUGAAGGAGCGUGUUGAAGCAACUCGAGUCAAAUGCUGCAAUAUCCUGGCUGAGUGGAUUUUGUCAAUGUAACUGUGAAAACCUUUCUUUUCUGACCAGCUCAAGUGAAAUCAGAGUUUUUGCAAAGGGUGUUGCACCUCUUCAGCUAACCCUGGUUUUAGACUGGUUUAAGGUUAAACCAGUGUGUUGUUCUGUAGAUACCAUACAAUGUCCCCCCCUUCCCUCUCCCGGCACCCUACCAGAUGCAAGAUUAAUUUUUCAGGCUGGUUCUCAUCAUGUCUUAUAGUGUCCGUGUCCAAAGGCCAUUCAGAACAAGCGCGGCGAGUGAGCAGGGACGGACAGCAUGAUUUAUCCUUUGCGUGUGGCUGCAUUUGAUGUAAAGAGAAUAUGGAGGAGUAAGAGGCCAACAGAUGAAUCCUGGCUAGACCUAGACAGCUCCUGAGGUGGAAAAAACUAGCAGAACAAGUAUGGAAACUGUGCCCUUAACUUCAAAAGAAAAACAGUUAAAGAGCUCAUUCUUAGGUAGCUAAUCUGCUUAUUUCAGCUGGAAGCCACGUACAGUAAAGUCUUUGCAAUCGUUCAACGGUUCAACAACUUUGAAGCAGGAAGUGAUUUUUUUUCUUUCUUUGUAAAUAAGUUAUUUAAAAAAAAAAAAAAAGUCUGAAAAGGCAAAUAGGACCUGCGUUUGGUGCAGACUCCUCUGCUGACUGGCUCCAAACACGCCACUUUAUUUUUGCAGAGCAGAGCAGAGCGUAGGCAAUUCAUAGCAGUAUUGUAUGCGUGCGUGGCAGUGUCGCUCAAAUUGUCCUUUCAUUUCAAGAGUACGUUGGCUCAGCUCCUCACACGUGCAUGUGCGUGUCGCGUUCCCUCUGGGGUGAUGUCUGAGGCAGCUCUUGCUGAGAAGAGGUGACGGGGAAUGAAAGGACCCAGCUGACCUCAGCAGGAACGCACCUUGUCCUAAAACCAGCCCCGCAGGUGCACGUGUUGGUGUUUUCCAUUAGUUCCACCCUCCCCGCUACGUGUGCAUUGUUUUCUACAUCCUGCCUUGUCACCGAACGCCAGAGAAGAAGACCCUUUGGGAACUAGCCCAGAACAAAUCACAGCUGCCCGUGCGCAUUAAGCCAGCUCCCUGCAAAAGGCAAGCCCUCCCUGCCAUUGCACAAGUGGGCAUGUGGAUUUCCUGGCUGCACCCUGGGAGAUCCUUGCUUGAGCAGCUCUCUGCAAAUAGUGACCGGGAAACUGAUGGUUAGCCGCAGUCAGCAGGAUCCCGUUACUGGCACGCUGCGUGGCAUGAAGGCAAGUCCAGCUCUUGGGGGACGCCCAUGGGUAAGCCUCAGCCUGCUUGCUUUUCUCUCAAUUGUAGGUGCAUGAAAGGACCUAGCCAGAACUGGGGUGACCUAGAGCGCCAGUGCAGGCAAAGCUGGACAGAGAAGGGGCACGGGAAUGUUCUCCCAUGUACCGUAAGAUCAUGUAUCAGUUCCCUGUCAGCAGCAGUCCAAGUGCUUUGUUGCACGUGGAGGGCUCACACCACGGCUCGCUGUGUUUGGCAAGCCCGAUGCCUGAGCGGGAUAGAAGACGGCGGUUCUCAUGGUCGGUCCAGCCUCCUCUUGCAAGCAGAGACCUGAGGGCGACUUCCUUUUUCUGCAGUCGAGGGUUGCUACAGCGUUGACUGAAUAGCAAAGCAGAGGCCAAAUAAGGGCUGUCUCCAGCGUCUGUGUUUCUAGGAUGACAGCAGCCAUAUUUGGAAAGGUGUAGGGAUGGGUGCCAGACACGGGACGUCCCCCGCGUGACCUGAACCCGGCCGGCUCCACGGUCCCCAAGCCUCUCCUGCCAUCCCCAGAUGUUACAGUGUAUAUUUACCACUAACCCAGCCCCAAUAGCGACAUCUUCCUGCAAACAUUUCAAAUGUGUAACUUUUAUAUUUAAGAAGAAAUAAACACAGAUAAAGAA
Alligator sinensis (Chinese alligator) is the source of this 7802-nucleotide messenger RNA. RefSeq names its product Rap guanine nucleotide exchange factor 1 (gene RAPGEF1). Lineage: Eukaryota; Metazoa; Chordata; Crocodylia; Alligatoridae. The record is from RefSeq and is a predicted model, not a curated record. The annotation marks the transcript as partial. Gene Ontology annotation, biological process: positive regulation of GTPase activity; Ras protein signal transduction. The transcript has 26 exons. Gene Ontology annotation, molecular function: guanyl-nucleotide exchange factor activity. Gene Ontology annotation, cellular component: plasma membrane.